Molecule: messenger RNA, 1605 nt
Organism: Penicillium lagena
Lineage: Eukaryota; Fungi; Ascomycota; Eurotiomycetes; Eurotiales; Aspergillaceae
Exons: 2
Coding region: 1-1605 (534 amino acids)
Source: RefSeq, a predicted model, not a curated record
AUGAAACUUCUUCGAUGGCUCACCCUGGAGCGCCCACAGAAACGAUUAGCAUAUGAAAAAGUACCGACUGACAUGAUUAUGCCAGUCCACUACUUUGACGACACAACACUUUUGCGAAAUAGUGUCCAGUGCUGGAGCCUUCGGUUCAAUGAUGUGCUCGACCCCGAAAUGUUGCGGGCCUCUUUGUCGCAGCUCCUCGAGCGAGAGGGAUGGUGCAAGCUGGGGGGACGCAUUCGUCUAAACACAAAGCAAGAGUUGGAGAUUCACGUUCCCCAAGCCUUUACUUCGGACCGACCCGCAGUCAAUUUUCAUCAUGAUGUGCUCCAUGUCAGCAUCAGUGAACAUCCGCUGGCCUCAAGACUACCUGCACCUACCUCUGACACUCCGUCAGUGCACAAUGGCCCUUCGGUAUUUAGAGAGCUAGCUGUGACGCCAAGUACACCAGUCUGUUUGGAUGACUAUCUAAAUUCUGAUCUUCCACAAUUGACUCUGAACGUCGUAUCCUUUACUGACGCGACACUUGUAUCACUUUGUUGGCCUCAUAUUGCAGCAGAUGCGAUGAGUUUGCGUGACGUGGCCAUGGCUUGGAGUCUCGUGCUUGCUGGGCGAGAAUCAGAAAUUCCGCCGAUGCUGUCUUCUCGCUAUGAUCCGAUGGUGACUGCUGGCAAAGACCUUUCUUUUCAACAGACUCAUGUUCUUGAAGAACAACAAAUCAAGGGCUGGUGGUCUUUUCUCUGGAGCCUUCGCUUUGUUUUUGAUCUGCUCUGGUGGCGGAAGAUGGAAACGCGAACCGUCUUUCUGCCGCGGAAGGUUGUGGAACAACUGCGAAGCAACGCAUUAGCUUCGCUCGCGCAAAAGGCCGCGAACGAGGUCACCACUGAAGGGCAAGCGGUUUUUAUAAGCGAAGGCGAUGUGGUGACGGCAUGGAUGUCAAUGGUGGCAGCCUCAGCUCUUCUGCCCCUGAAGUCGUCACGGGCGGUUUGUAUCAGUAAUGCGUUCGAUCUCCGAUCUCGCUUACCAUCUAUAUUCCCUACCAAAGAGAAACAAGGUACGUAUGUGCAGAACGCCGUUUUUCCGUGCUGGACAAUUAUCAUGGCUCGUGAAAUUAUCGGAAAGACGGAUGCUCUCGGGGUUGCAGCCCUCCAAAUCCGUCGUAGCAUCAAGACGCAGACCACCGAGGACCAAAUUCAUGCAUUGGCACGUCUUACUCGAUUGUCGCUGGACCAAACAGGCUUACCGCCAAUGUUUGGCGAUACAAGCUCGUUCUUGAUCACGGCCUCGAACUGGUCAAAAGCUCGCUUUUUUGACAUAGUUAAUUUUGGCCCUGCAGUUCAGCUAAAACAACGGGCUUUAAAGAACCAGGGAUACACUCUAGCUAAGGACAGAGAGUAUGUUUGGAGAACGACCAAACCUGUUCGUCAAGCAACUGAGAGUAACCCAGUGUACUACCAUGUGGACAGUGUGAGCCUGAAUAACAUGUUGGCACGAAAUGCAUUCUUCGUUACGGGUACGCCGAAUGGCGACUACUGGAUCAAUGGAUGCUUUCCGAUUGCCGUCUGGAAUGCGGUAGAGGGGAUACUCAGUGAAAACUUUGUCCUAUACUAA